AACAUCGGUGUUCGCUCGUUACCAAGGAAACGGCGUGUAGAACUGUUAGCGUUACCACGGCAACGGUGAUUCUAGAUCUGCAGAACAACAGCGUGAAACAAGAUGGUGGCCAAAGUUUCUCAUAUCCCAUGGAUCACUGCGGUUCUGGGGCUGGUACUCAUGCGCAGUAGCGUCCAGGCGCAAGAGAAAAAGGAAUGGAUCAUCAACGGUCUCCGUGAUCUACCUGUACAGCCUAUCGCCUUUUGGCCUCUCAACAAGGACUACGAGGGGAGAGACGUCAGCGGAAACGGACAUGACGCAAUCGUCAUGGAGAACGUGGUCCCGGACCAGGGCCCGCUGGGACAAGAUGGCGGCUCGUACUUUUUCCAGGGCAGCCUGAAUUCCUACAUAGAGUUCCCGAACAACGGGAAGCUGGACACGAAGUACUCUAUCACCAUUGUUGCAGCGGUGUACCCAUUGGCUGCGGCAGCAGGGCCUAUCCUGUCAUAUAUCUCACCAGGUCGUCUGGGUGUGAUGCUGUGGCCCUAUACAGACGAAACAGGCACCAACCUGAUGUUCCUUCCGCAGAAGGAUACGGACUACUCCUCACCGAACCACUCCCAACCCGCGCUGGAACUCAACGCCUGGAACCUUGUAGCGGCGUCAUACGAAUAUGGAACAGGUGCCGUUACCAUGUGGGUGAACGGUAAACAGGUUUACUCUGGCAUCUUUACUUACCCCGGGAACCUGGCUACCUACGGGCGCCGUCUGCGCGCGGGGCAUAACGGGAACGCGGCCAGCACGUUCCAGGGUAGACUGGCAUGCCUGCAGGUGUAUGACCAGGCCUUGUGGCGGCAGGCCAUACUGUCGGCCAUGGACGCCUGUCCUUACCAUGAUCCACCCGUAGCGAUGGUGAGGAAGUUCGGGAACAAGUGUUACGGCCUCUCCGCUCCUGCAGCCAUCAAAAACCACAGCGAAGCCUCGGCAACGUGCAAGGAGAUGGGCGGCAGUCUUGUCAAGGUUUCAGACGACAAUGAACACAAUAUACUCAAGACCUUCAUCAAGGAGAGGAAUGACGUCACCCACUGGAUCGGUGUCUCCGUCUCUACCGGACCCUGGUCUCCUGCCUACGAAGAUGGGACCAAAGUCAACGGCCAGUGGCAGCCGUGGGCCGCGAAGAAGGAUGAAGGGCUGUGUGUGUCGAUGGAUAAGGAGAUGGGGUGUGACUGGGCGCCAUACCCGUGCUACUGUAAACAGGCAUUCGUCUGUGCAUCAGAUUACUACGAAGCGGAGUCCCCUGACGACAAGUGCAGUAACUGUGUGAACGGUGCCACCUGUAAGGGUUGUUUCAACUCCCUCAUCACUACAUGCGACUGUCAAGCUGGAUUUACGGGGGAACGGUGUGAGAUCAAUAUAAACGAAUGUGCCUCGAAUCCGUGCCAGAAUAACGGACUAUGUGUGGACGGAGCGAACUCGUACGGCUGCCAGUGUACUCGUGGAUUCAGUGGAGCAAACUGCGAAAUCGAAAUCGACGAGUGCGAGUCGUCGCCAUGUCAAAAUGGCGGCUCGUGUAUUGACCAUAUCGGCUGGUACAGCUGUCGGUGUGCGCCGGGUUUCCUCGGCAGCGACUGUGAGAUAAACAUUAACGAGUGCGACUCCAGACCGUGCGCGAACGGAGGAGAGUGUAUAGACGGUCUCAACUCAUUCACUUGCAACUGUACACUGGCCUUCAGUGGACUGCAGUGCGAAAGCGCUGUUGACUUGUGCACGGAGUUCGACAUUGUCUGCCCGACACCGUUCUACUGUGUCAACCAGGCAGGCGCCUUCGUCUGCAAACUUCCUGGCAAUGGGGUCUUCUCUGGUCGCCGGAAGAGAAACAUUCUGCCGCGAGUCCAGUGCAGCAGCGCCUCCUGUCCCAAAGGCUGGUACUGCAUGGUUGCGGAUGAUGGCUACACCUGCAUCCCACCGAAGUAACAUGCACCCAGCAAAAUUUGGGGAUAUGGUAUCUAGCAAAUCAUUUAACGAUUGUAUACAACAGGCUUGUUGUAUCAUUGCAUGGCCAGUAAAUGCAAGACGACUAGCAUAUUAAGUUUUUUCACAACUAUGGAAUACUUCUUAGAGAAGACUGCUUAGAGUUACAUGUAUUUGAAAGAUCAAGGAGAUAUGAGAGCCAGAAUGAAUGUGUAAAUGACAAAUACCUCGGCUAGCUACUAAAUAUUUUGAUUUUGUUUUGUCUGUAUAGCGUAAUAUUUUAAAUUUGUUUCUAGGUGAAUUAGAAGGUAGAAUUUGAUUCAGAUGUUUUGAACAUGUGUAAAAUGCACAGAAAUUUGUAGUUGUACGUUCCAGAGGAAGACAUUGUUUUGUUGCAAUAGUAGUAACAUGAUCAUGCGAUGCCAAAGAAAAAAAAAAGAAUCGUAAUAGGCAACUUUUCAUCACAAAUUGUGAAUAGAAUGUGACACUGUCAAUGACAGUAAGUGUGUGAAUUGUAUUGUGUCCAAAAUUACUCUCAUAAUAAUAGAAUAUUAAUUUCAAUAGUCAAUUGUAACAUCACAUUAUUGUGGUUCACAUUUAGUUCUACAUGUAUAUAGCCAAUCCAUCUAUUACAGUCAAAUGCUGAUAGACACUGUAAAGUCAUUUAUUUUGGUAUAAUGCAUUUGAUAAAAGAACAUGUAUGUCAAUUAUGGCUGUAAGAACAAAAGAAAAUAAAACGCUUUUCAUGAUUGGAAUGAAUGUGGUAGAAAUUUAAAAAAAUUACGGAUGGCAGCCUCCUUCAAUCUUUGUCACGAGAAAUUUCUCAAAUCAUCCCAAGACAGAAGUGAAUAUUUUCAUCAGGUUGGUAUUUCACAGGAUAGCAAGAGUCUUUGUACACAACCACGAGUUUUAUUCAAUAUAUUAAGUAUUGAUGAUGAGGGGGCAUACAGACUCAGUCACGUUUGGGACCGCAUUCUUUAAGUGAAAUAGUUGAUGAUUGUUACACUGUUAUCAUUGUUACUUGACAACAGUUAUAGAUAUAAUGUACAGCAUACGUCAAGUUUAGGAUCAAAAUCGCUAUACAAGCACCGCAUUAACAAUUAAUCUUUGCAUAUAUGUAAAUACGUUUUGGACUGCAUCUGCAAGCAGCGACACCUAUGUUGCAGUGCACAUUUUUUAACCGGUAAGUAUUACUCUGAGGAAGGGGACAGACGUCUGUCACCUAAACGUCGGGUUA
Molecule: messenger RNA, 3187 nt
Organism: Branchiostoma floridae (Florida lancelet)
Lineage: Eukaryota; Metazoa; Chordata; Leptocardii; Amphioxiformes; Branchiostomatidae
Exons: 14
Coding region: 103-1953 (616 amino acids)
Biological process (GO): establishment or maintenance of epithelial cell apical/basal polarity; heterophilic cell-cell adhesion
Cellular component (GO): plasma membrane; protein-containing complex
Molecular function (GO): calcium ion binding
Source: RefSeq, a predicted model, not a curated record